AUGAACUACAUAUUCUUGAAGCAGUGUGUAGAGAGCCGCCCAGUCAUUCCGAUCCCGCAUGAGUGGUUGAACUCCAUCGACUCUCAAAUUCCCCCUCAACUUAAAGACAGUCCUCAGAAAAACAAACUCCUACUUGAGCUCCUCAGGGAAGUCAGCGACAACUUCCACGAUGUUAUCAUCAAACACACAGUGACCACAUUCCUAAAGGAUCCAGAAUACGAAGAACCUCCUCCGGAAAAGCAGAUGUCUCUUCCACUUGAUAUUCUUGAAUAUUCCCAAACACGACGAGGGAGCUUUGUCAUAAACCGAAAGCUGAUGAGGGCAAAUUUGCACAUUCUACAUCCCAUAAUGCAAACUGUCUUGGAAAUUGGCCACACCACCUUUUCUUCGAUGGCCUUGGUGGAUCUUACAGGAUAUAGGGCUAUGGGUCCUGUUGAUGGCAAGGCGUUGCAUAAAGACCUGGCUGUAGAAUGUGAGACAGCAGAGGAACAGAUCAUGAAUACCUGGUUCCCUAAAGUCAUCAAUUUAUUAACAAGUCCAAAAACGCUGGGCUCAGUUAAAGAGGAUGUACUGAAUGCCUUCUUUGACUGCGCAUGCACCCUCAUCUCCAAUCAGCUGAAAAACCUGCUUCAGAGGAGUGUGGAGGAGUUUGUCUACCCAUUUCAUCCAAACAACUACCACUUCUUACCGAUCUUUCAUAUGACCCUAACAUUUAAUGAUGAGAAGAUGGGAAUAUACCCCACCUUAGAGGAACUUGAAGCAGAUGUUUUUGAAAUUCUUAAUGUCAUUACAAACACACUGCAGAAAGUGCAGACGGUUCAGUCCUGGCUGGCACAAUCCACUUCUGCGUAUGUUGAUGCCAAGGCCCCUGAUCACACGCUUGCUUGGGCUCGUUUCACUGUAACGGCAACUGUGCGCAAGAAUCUUGAAGAACCUGACCGAUAUUUUCAGAAUUAUGUUGACAACUAUGACUGGUUAGUCAAUGGAAUUGCCCAGGCUCGAGUUGAGACCUUUGUCAAUGAAACCCAUUCAUUUGGUGAAUAUAUUACGCAAGUGGAGGAGUUUCGUGAUUUGUCGAGGAAGCUUGGCAAUCUCCCAACCAAAGUUCACUUUCCAAUGGUCCAACUGUAUUGUGAGGACCUGAACCAGGGACUGUCUAAAAAAGCAAAAACAUGUGCCGAAAUACUUAUCAGCAACAUGAAAGCUAAACACACUGAGCAAAAUCUACAGAUCAUCUCAGAUUUUGAAACCAUCCGAGAAACCGCUUUGAAUGUGCCAGAGACUACAGAUGAAAUGGCAAAGAUGAUUCAAUACAUUGAAACAACUAAGACAAAGGGUAUUGCGCUUCUUCAUGAAAGAAUAAAGAAAUCCUACAGCAGACUAAGCUACCUUCUAGAUGUCCACAUAUUUGAACCUGAAGAUCUUGAACUCAAUUCAACAGUCUUUAUGUGGCCACUGAAAAUCCUAGAGGUGUUUGAACUCAGCGAUGAGGUUUUCCAGGAGGCAAAGAGGAAAGGGGAGAAGGAGAUGCUCUCUAAAAGAGAAAGGGUAAUGGUUCAUCUCGCGAAGUUGGAACGAAGGGUUGACGAGUUCCCUCACUGCUCUGAGCUUGAUAUGAUGCAGCAGUACAUGGCAGAUAUCAAAACAGUUCAGACCCUUCUCCAGGAGGCUGAGGAGUCAAUUGAAGACAUCCACAAAGACGAAACCUUUCAUGAAUGGGACCAAUCAUUUUACCCAGAAGUUGAGGUCAUCAGACAGAAUAUUGAGCCAUUCCAAAAGUUGUUUUCAUUUAUACUUAGGUGGCAACGUGCAGAAAGCAGCUGGAUGGAUGGUUCUUUCCUGGAACUAGAUGGUGAAGGAAUGGAAGUGAAAGUAGAUGAGUUCUACAGGGAGAUCUUCAAGACACUGAAGUAUUUUCAGCAGAAAAAGAGCAAGAGUGAACAGGCUACUAAGAAGAUAACUUCAACAACCAGACGACGACGUGGUGAAGAAGAAGCCAAAGCAGAGAGUCCCACAAUUGUCUUAUGCUCCACUGUACUAGAGCAGGUCAAGGAGUUCAAGGAACAUAGUCCUUUAUUGGUUGUCAUGUGUAAUCCGGGCAUCAGAGAUCGCCACUGGCAACAGAUGUCACAGAUCGUUGGGUAUGACCUCACUCCCGACGCUGGUACAACACUACGCAAAGUUCUUAAACAAGACUUAGCUCCUUACCUGGAAGAAUUUGAAUCAAUCAGUGCCGCUGCUAGUAAAGAGUUUUCCAUGGAGAAAGCUAUGAAAAACAUGGUUACUGUUUGGGAUGGUGUUUCUCUCCAGCAUCAACCAUACAGAGACACUGGUGUGUCCAUCCUGACUGCUUUGGAUGAAAUUCAGGCAAUGUUAGAUGACCAGAUUGUUAAAACUCAGACAAUGAGGAACUCCCCAUUCAUAAAGCCCCUUGAAAACGAGAUAAGGGUUUGGGAGGAGUGUCUUCUUCGUAUCCAGGAAACCAUUGAUGAGUGGCUGAAGGUGCAGGCUCAAUGGCUCUACCUUGAGCCCAUAUUCUGUUCUGCCGACAUCAUGCAGCAAAUUCCAGAAGAAGGACGACUCUUCCAAAUUGUUGACAAAAACUGGAAGGAGGUCAUGCGGCACUGUGUUAAGGACUCAAAGCUUCUGGAGGCAACCUCAAUGCCUGGCCUACUAGAGAAACUAAAAGAGUCCAACUGCCACCUGGACACCAUCAUGAAGGGACUAAAUGACUAUCUGGAGAAAAAGCGUCUCUUUUUUCCAAGGUUCUUCUUUUUGUCAAAUGAUGAAAUGCUGGAAAUUCUUUCUGAGACAAAAGAUCCACUUCGUGUACAGCCCCAUCUUAGGAAAUGCUUUGAGGGUAUUGCCAAGCUAGACUUCCUACCAAAUCUUGAUAUCCAGGCUAUGUACAGCAGUGAAGGGGAGCGUGUUCCUCUAAUCCAACUCAUCUCUACAGCUGAGGCCCAAGGAGCAGUGGAGAAGUGGCUGGUACAAGUGGAAGACUUGAUGAUUCGCAGUGUUAGAGAUGUAGUGGAUCGCUCCAGAACGGCCUAUGCUGAAACCCCACGGAACCAGUGGGUGAAGGAGUGGCCUGGGCAGGUGGUGAUAUGUACCUCACAAAUGUUCUGGACCUUAGAGGUGCAUGAAGCCAUCAGGGGAGGGGCCGAAGGUGUGAAAAACUACUACCAGCAACUCCAGAAACAGCUAGGAGACAUUGUGGGGCUAGUGAGAGGGAAACUACCCAAGCAAACACGGAUUACUUUGGGAGCACUGGUGACAAUUGACGUCCAUGCCAGGGAUGUUGUUAUGGAACUCAUUGAGCACGGUGUAGUAAAUGAAAAUGAUUUUCGAUGGCUAGCCCAGCUUCGUUACUACUGGAGCAACAACAAUGUUCGAGUUCGCAUUAUAAACUGUGAUGUUAAGUAUGCGUAUGAGUAUCUGGGGAACUCUUUUCGUUUGGUCAUCACCCCACUGACUGACAGAUGCUACAGAACUCUGAUUGGGGCGUUUUACCUCCAUUUGGGUGGGGCACCUGAAGGUCCAGCUGGAACUGGAAAGACAGAAACCACCAAGGAUCUAGCCAAAGCUUUAGCUGUGCAAUGUGUGGUCUUCAACUGUUCUGAUGGACUGGAUUAUCUUGCAAUGGGCAAAUUUUUCAAAGGUUUGGCUUCAUCUGGAGCAUGGGCUUGCUUUGACGAAUUCAACCGCAUUGAGCUUGAGGUCUUGUCUGUCGUGGCCCAGCAGGUCCUCUGCAUCCAGAGGGCAAUUGAGAUGGACUUGGAGUACUUUGACUUUGAAGGAACCAUGCUUAAACUCAACCCCAACUGUUUUGUUUCCAUCACAAUGAAUCCUGGUUAUGCAGGGCGCUCUGAACUUCCUGACAACCUGAAGGUGUUGUUUCGAACAGUGACCAUGAUGGUCCCCAACUAUGCGCUGAUAGCAGAGAUCUCUCUCUAUUCAUAUGGAUUCUUCAAUGCCAAGCCUCUGUCAGUCAAGAUUGCAAUGACUUACAGGCUCUGUUCAGAGCAGCUCUCGUCCCAGUUCCAUUACGAUUACGGCAUGAGGGCUGUCAAAGCUGUACUUGUGGCUGCAGGAAACCUCAAGCUCAAGUAUCCCGACGAAAAUGAGGACAUACUGCUUUUGAGGUCUAUCAAAGAUGUUAACGAGCCCAAGUUUCUUUCGCAUGAUAUUCCACUGUUCAAUGGAAUAACCAGCGAUUUGUUCCCUGGCAUCUCUCUUCCUGAACCUGACUAUGAGUUAUUUUUGGAAGCUGCUCUUGAGUGCUGUGAAAAGCACAAUGUACAGUCAACACAGAUCUUCCUAGAUAAGAUGAUCCAGACAUACGAGAUGAUGAUAGUUCGGCAUGGGUUCAUGCUGGUGGGAGAGUCAUUUUCGGGGAAGACCAAAGUGCUCCAUGUUCUCGCUGACACGCUGAUUCUGAUGAAUGAAAAAGGGUACGGAGAGGAAGAAAAGGUCAUCUUCAGGACAUUGAAUCCAAAGGCGAUCACCAUGGGACAGCUCUUUGGACAGUUUGAUCUCAUUUCCCAUGAGUGGACAGAUGGGAUUGUGGCCAACACGUUUCGCGAGUAUGCAUCGGCUGAAACACCAGAGCGUAAAUGGGUAGUGUUUGAUGGUCCUAUAGAUACGUUGUGGAUUGAAAGCAUGAACACUGUGUUGGAUGACAACAAAAAGUUAUGUCUGAUGAGUGGAGAAAUUAUCCAGAUGUCCAAUCAGAUGAGUCUGAUUUUUGAAGCAAUGGAUCUGUCACAGGCCUCUCCUGCCACAGUCAGUCGAUGUGGUAUGAUCUACAUGGAACCUUCUCAACUGGGCUGGGAGCCUUUAGUGAUCUCCUGGAUGAACACACUUCCUGAUGUUCUGAAGAGUCCCGACCAUAACAAUCUGCUGCUAGAACUCUUUCACUGGCUGCUGCCACCUUCCUUCAGGAUAGUGCGUAAACACUGCAAAGAAGUUGUGCCCACAACCAACUGGAAUGCAUCUAUGUCCUUGUGUAGACUGUUUGAGAUAUUGCUACUUGAACCACUAGAGACAGAGACAAAUGACAAAACUAUUCGAACCUGGAUCUUGGCAGCCUUUUCCUUUUCCCUGGUGUGGUCUGUGGGUGGCAGCUGUGAUACAAAUAGCAGGGAGAAAUUUAAUGAGUUCAUCAGGGACACAAUGUCUGGUAAAACAGCGGAUCAUCCAGUUCCUGAUAUUGUGGGCAAAUGGGAGUGCCCAGUGGAUGAGAAAGGCCUGGUGUAUGACUAUUUCUACGAGUUUAAAGGAAAAGGCAAAUGGAUUCACUGGAAUGAUACAAUCAAAAGUGUCAGCCUGGGGGACAAAAGCACCAAAGUGCAGGACAUCAUUGUUCCCACCAUCGACUCAGUUCGCUACACCUUCCUAAUGGACAUUUGUAUCACCUAUGGAAUACCUCUGCUGUUGGCUGGCCCUACUGGCACUGGAAAGUCAGUGUAUGUAAUGGAGAAGUUGAUGAACGGUCUGGACAAAGAUCUCUUUUUACCCCUCUCAAUCAAUUUUUCUGCCCGUACCACUGCCAACCAAACACAGAACAUCAUCAUGGCCAAAUUAGAUAAGAGACGGAAAGGUGUCUUUGGCCCCCCAAUGGGGAAGAAAUACCUAAUUUUCAUAGAUGAUGUGAAUAUGCCAGCACUGGAGCAGUUUGGAGCUCAGCCUCCAGUGGAGCUUUUUCGACAGUUUUUGGAUCACAAGAAGUGGUAUGACCUGAAGGAUACUUCCGGCAUCAAAUUAGUUGACAUCCAGAUUAUUACAGCCAUGGGUCCUCCUGGUGGGGGGAGGAAUGCUGUGACAUCUCGCUUCCUGCGCCACUUCAACAUUUUUAGCAUCAAUUCUUUCAGUGAUGAGACCAUGGUUCGCAUCUUCUCCAUUAUGGUGGCGUUCUAUCUCAAGAACAAUGAAUUUCCACCAGAAUAUUUUACUAUUGGCAGCCAAACGGUGACAGCAACCAUGGAAGUCUACAAGCAAGCAAUGGAGAACUUACUUCCGACACCAGCCAAGUCUCACUACACUUUUAACCUGCGGGACUUCUCGCGUGUUAUACAAGGGUGUCUGCUUGUGAAAAGCAAAUCUCUGGAGAACAAACGCACUAUGAUUCGCCUAUUUGUCCACGAGGUCUUCCGCGUCUUUUACGAUCGUCUGGUGGAUGACAAGGAUCGAGCGUGGUUCUAUCAGUUGAUGAGCAAGAUCCUCAAGGACCACUUCAAUGAAAACUUUAACCAGGUGUUUGAGCACCUGAAACAAGGCAGCAAAUUGGUCGAGCAAGACAUGCAGACUCUACUGUUUGGUGAUUACAUGAAUCCUGACCUCGAGGCUGAUGAUCGGUUGUAUGCUGAGGUGGCCUCCGUAGAAAGCUUUGCUGAGGUGGUGGAGGCAUGUCUUGUUGAAUACAACCAGAUGAACAAGAGUCGCAUGUAUCUUGUCAUAUUCCGCUAUGUCUUGGAGCACCUGUCCCGCAUAAGCCGUGUCUUGAAGCAGCCAGGAGGGAAUGCCCUGUUAGUAGGAGUGGGAGGCAGUGGGCGCCAGUCCAUCACUCGUUUGGCCACGUUCAUCGCCCAGAUGAACCUUUUCCAGCCUGAGAUUUCAAAAAGUUAUGGAAUGGUUGAGUGGAGGGAUGACCUCAAGAAGCUGCUCAAGGAUGCAGGGGUGAAGGGUCAAAGAAUAGUUUUUUUGCUCACUGAUGCUCAGAUUAAAGAUGAAGCUUUUCUUGAAGAUGUAAACAGUGUCCUGAACACAGGAGAGGUGCCCAAUAUGUUUGCUAUGGAUGAGAAACAGGAUAUCAUUGAGACUGUACGUCCCAUUGCCCAAGCGAAGAAUAAGAGCGUAGAGUUGAGCUCUUUGACUCUGUUUAACUACUUCGUGGCACGCUGCAAGCAGAACCUGCACAUCGUUGUGGCCUUCAGUCCUAUUGGAGAAGCUUUUCGUAAUCGCCUGCGCCAGUUUCCGUCUCUAAUUAACUGUUGCACCAUAAACUGGUUUCAGCCUUGGCCAGAGGAGGCGCUUGAGCGGGUCGCCAACUCUUUCCUGCAGCCGCUGGAGAUGAAAGACAAUGAGACGAAGGAGGUCGUAUCCAUCUGCAAAACAUUUCACACCUCUGCCAGUCAACUUUCAGUGAGAUUCCUCUCUGAGCUAGGUCGCCAUAAUUAUGUUACACCUACAUCCUAUCUGGAGCUCAUGGCAGCUUUCAGUCAGCUCCUCACUAAGAAAAGAGAUGCAGUCAUGAAGGCAAAGAGGAGAUACACCAAUGGUCUGGAAAAACUAGCCUUUGCUGAAUCUCAGGUUGGCGAAAUGAAACUGGAGUUGGUUGACUUACAGCCCAAACUGGAAUUGGCACAGAUAGAAAAUGAAAAAAUGAUGAAGGUGAUCGCAGUGGAAUCUGUUGAGGUGGAAGCUACAAGUAAACUUGUGAGUGUUGAAGAAGAGGCCACAGCUGUCCAAGCUGCUGAGGCUCAAGCGCUGAAGGAUGAGUGUGAUAGUGAAUUGGCUGAGGCCAUCCCUGCUCUUGAGGAAGCAACCUCAGCUUUGAACACCUUAAAGCCUGCUGACAUUACCGUUGUGAAGUCCAUGAAAAACCCGCCCGAUGGAGUUAAGCUGGUGAUGUCAGCCGUGUGUGUAAUGAAAGGAUUGUCUCCAGAUAAGGUGGCUGAUCCUGCUGGGUCAGGAAAAAAGGUUUUGGACUACUGGGGUCCAAGCAAGAAGCUACUGGGUGACAUGAACUUUUUAAGGGAUCUAAAAGAAUAUGACAAGGAUAAUAUUCCUGAGGAAUCAAUGCAAAAAAUCCGCGCUACCUACAUGACCAAUCCUGACUUCAGCCCUGCUAAGGUGGCAAAAGCCUCCUCAGCAGCAGAGGGCCUUUGCAAGUGGAUCAAAGCAAUGGAGUCCUAUGACAGGGUGGUGAAGAUUGUGGCUCCCAAAAAGGCCAAACAAGCAGAGGCUCAGGCAAUGCUGGCUGCUGCCAUGGCCACGCUUUCAGAGAAGAGAGCCCAACUUAAGGAGGUUAUGGACCGUUUGGCUGACCUGCAAAGAAUAUCUCAGGAGAAGACAGAGGAGAAGGCCAAGCUUGAAGCCCAAAGAGAUCUGUGUCAACAGAAGUUGGAGAGAGCUGAGAAACUCAUUGGUGGUCUGGGUGGGGAGAAAACAAGAUGGUCUAAAGCUGCGGAUGAUCUUCAGAACACAUAUGACAACCUUUCUGGGGAUGUCCUUAUCUCUGCCGGUGUCAUGGCAUACCUGGGCGCUUUCACUGCAAGCUUUAGACAAGAUUGCACCAAUCACUGGAUCAAAUCGUGUCAAUCUAAGAGCAUUCCAUCAUCAGAUGAUUUCUCUCUCAGUAAGACCUUGGGAGAUCCUAUUAAGAUUAGGGCGUGGAACAUUGCUGGCCUUCCCACUGACUCUUUCUCGAUUGACAAUGGUGUCAUUACCAGUAAUUCACGUCGAUGGCCCCUGAUGAUUGACCCUCAGGGUCAGGCCAACAAGUGGGUGAAGAAUUCAGAGAAAGACAACAAGUUGAACAUUAUCAAAUUAACAGAUGACGACUAUAUGAGAACUUUGGAAAACUGUAUUCAGUUUGGAAGCCCCUUGCUGCUCGAAAAUGUAGGAGAAGAGUUGGACCCCUCACUAGAACCUCUACUCCUCAAACAAACCUUCAAACAAGGUGGUGUGGAAUGUAUAAAACUGGGGGAGAGCGUUAUUGAGUACUCCCCCGAAUUCCGCUUCUACAUCACCACGAAGCUCAGGAACCCUCAUUAUCUACCAGAACUGGCCACUAAGGUGUCUUUGCUGAACUUCAUGAUCACCCCAGAAGGCUUAGAGGACCAGCUGCUGGGGAUUGUGGUUGCUAAGGAAAGGCCAGAGCUUGAAGAGGAGAGAAAUGCACUCAUUUUGCAGUCAGCUGCAAAUAACAGGCAACUGAAGGAAACUGAGGACAAGAUUCUUGAGACACUUUCAUCCUCGGAGGGAAAUAUUCUGGAGGAUGAGAGUGCCAUUCAGGUCCUAGACUCUGCAAAGAUCAUGUCCAAUGAGAUUACAAAGAAACAAAAGAUUGCAGAGGAGACGGAGAUCAUGAUAGCCGAGUCUCGAGAGUGUUACAGAUCGAUUGCCAAGCACUCCUCUGUUCUGUUCUUCACCAUUGCUGACCUGACCAACAUAGACCCAAUGUAUCAGUACUCUCUCAGCUGGUUUGUCAACCUCUAUAUAAACUCUAUCCAAGACAGUAAGAAGUCCAAGAUCCUGGAAAAGCGGGUCAUGUACCUGGUUGAUCACUUCACCUAUAACUUGUUCUGCAACGUCUGUCGCUCUCUGUUUGAGAAGGAUAAACUUCUCUUCUCCUUUAUCCUCUGUUGCAAUCUACUUCUGGCAAAAGACGAGAUUGAGUACUCUGACUUGAUCUUCUUGAUGACGGGAGGCGUGGGCCUGCAGAACACCCUCGCUAAUCCCGAUCCCAGCUGGCUGCAGGAGAAGAGCUGGGAUGAGAUUUGUCGAGCCAAUGAGCUUCCUGGCUUAAAAGGAGUGAAAAACUCUUUCAUUGAGCGCCCAGAACUUUUCAAACCUAUUUUUGACAGUAAAGAGCCGAGCAACGUUCCUUUGCCCUCACCUUGGGAUGAUAAACUCAAUGAACUGCAGAAGAUGAUCAUUGUCCGCUGUCUCAGGCCUGACAAGAUUGUGCCAGCUGUAAACAAAUAUGUAAUAAUUAAGAUUGGGAAAAAAUUUGUUCAGCCCCCUCCCUUUGACCUAAGCAAGAGCUACCUGGACUCUAAUGCCACCAUCCCGCUGGUGUUUGUGCUUUCUCCUGGUGCUGAUCCCAUGGCUAGCUUACUGAAGUUCGCAGCUGACAAGGACAUGGGGGGUAAUAAUUUCCAGUCCAUUUCUCUGGGGCAAGGCCAGGGACCCAUUGCUUCCAAAAUGAUAUCUACAGCCAUGCAGAAUGGGACAUGGGUGUGUUUGCAGAAUUGUCAUCUGGCUGUGUCCUGGAUGUCCACCCUGGAGAAGAUCUGUGAGGACUUUAGUCCUGCAACAUGCCACCAAGACUUCCGACUUUGGCUCACAAGCUACCCUUCACCCAAGUUUCCAGUCACCCUUCUGCAGAAUGGGGUGAAAAUGACUAACGAGCCCCCGACAGGACUUCGACUAAACAUAUUACAGUCAUACACGUCAGAUCCUGUUGGUGACCAAAACUUCUUCAAUAAUUGCACAAAUAAGGAACUGGUCUGGGAAAAGCUCCUGUAUGGGCUGUGCUUCUUCCAUGCGCUUGUACAGGAGAGAAGGAAGUUUGGCCCAUUAGGCUGGAAUAUUCCUUAUGGCUUCAAUGAGACAGACCUUCACAUAAGUAUCAGACAGCUCCAGUUGUUUAUCAAUCAAUACGAUGAGGUGCCCUUUGAGGCCAUAACUUACCUGACUGGAGAGUGCAACUAUGGAGGCCGCGUAACUGACAACUGGGAUCGGCGCCUCCUGAAUACCAUGUUGGCUGACUUCUACAACAGGGACGUUGUGGAUAAACCUUCUUUUCCUUUCUCACCAAGCGGUGAUUAUGUUGCCCCCCCUAAAUCCUCCUAUGAUGACUACCUUCGAUUCAUCAAGGAGCUUCCAGUCAGUCAGCAUCCAGAAAUAUUUGGGAUGCACGAAAAUGUGGAUAUUUCGAAGGACCUGCAGCAGACAAAGCUGUUGUUUGAUUCACUGCUUCUCACCCAGGGAGGAGGAUCUAAGGGAGGGGGUAGCUCUGGGAGUGACAAUGCUCUGUAUGACAUUGCGAAUGACAUCCUCACUAAGCUUCCAAAUAAUUUUGACAUCGAAGUAUCGCUCAAUAAGUACCCAGUGCUCUACAAGGAGAGUAUGAACACUGUGCUUGUCCAAGAAAUGGAGCGCUACAACACGCUUUGUAGUACCGUCCGUGUUAGUCUACAGAACCUGCUCAAGGCCCUCAAGGGUUUAGUGGUCAUGGAUGCUGAGCUGGAGGGAAUUGCAAUUAGUUUGGCAGUGGGCAAGGUUCCAGAGCAAUGGGCCAAACGCUCGUAUCCAAGCCUCAAGCCCCUGGGCAGCUACAUUAAUGACUUUCUCACAAGGCUUAAGUUUUUGCAAGACUGGUUCAGUGACGGUAAGCCCAGUGUGUUCUGGCUGUCAGGAUUCUUCUUCACCCAGGCCUUCCUAACAGGGGCUACGCAGAACUACGCCAGGAAAUACAAUGUUCCAAUUGACCUGCUGGGCUUUGACUUUGAGGUUCUUCCUAUUGAUCAGUCAGACACGCCUCCAGAAGAUGGUGUCUACAUUUAUGGGUUGUUUCUUGACGGAGCUCGAUGGGACAAAGAAAGUGGAGUUUUGAUGGAGCAGUAUCCCAAAAUCCUCUUUGACACAGUACCCAUUAUCUGGAUAAAACCUAGUAAGUAUGCAUUUAGAUGUGAAUCUGACGGCCGCUAUCUUUCUCCUCUCUACAAGACCACCGAGAGGAGGGGCACCCUCUCUACAACAGGACACUCUACCAAUUUUGUCAUUCCGAUGUUGUUGCCCACUGCCAAGCGCCCUCAGCACUGGAUCAAACGCGGAGUGGCACUACUCUGUCAGCUUGACGACUGA
This is a messenger RNA of Phycodurus eques (leafy seadragon), 11595 nucleotides long. RefSeq names its product dynein axonemal heavy chain 12-like. Bases 1 to 11595 code for a protein of 3864 amino acids. Gene Ontology annotation, molecular function: dynein intermediate chain binding; minus-end-directed microtubule motor activity; ATP binding. Gene Ontology annotation, biological process: microtubule-based movement. The transcript has 70 exons. NCBI's taxonomy places the organism in Eukaryota, Metazoa, Chordata, Actinopteri, Syngnathiformes, Syngnathidae. Gene Ontology annotation, cellular component: dynein complex. The record is from RefSeq and is a predicted model, not a curated record.